Cyprinus carpio (common carp) is the source of this 4459-nucleotide messenger RNA. Its product is annotated as BOS complex subunit NOMO1-like. Gene Ontology annotation, cellular component: endoplasmic reticulum membrane. Lineage: Eukaryota; Metazoa; Chordata; Actinopteri; Cypriniformes; Cyprinidae. Gene Ontology annotation, molecular function: carbohydrate binding. The record is from RefSeq and is a predicted model, not a curated record.
UGGCUGAAGUCAUCUGAACCAUGUGCACCGUACGUCAGUACGCUACACCAGCGCUGCGCGAUGGGUGGAAUUAAGGAGCUAGCGAUUCUUAUUCUAUCUUUUUUGUAUGUGAUAUUUGUGAAUGGCACUGAUGACAUUUUGGUUGGCUGCGGGGGUUUUGUCAAGUCAGAUGUGGAAAUUAAUUACUCUGUCAUUGAGAUCAAGCUGUACACUAAGCAAGGCUCUCUGAAAUAUCAGACUGACUGUGCACCUAUCAAUGGUUACUUCAUGAUCCCUCUCUAUGACAAGGGUGAUUUUGUUAUAAAGAUAGAACCACCAUCAGGAUGGAGCUUUGAACCAGAAACUGUGGACCUACAUGUGGAUGGAAUUACAGACAUCUGCACUAAAGAACAAGACAUCAACUUUGUUUUUACUGGGUUUUCAGUCCUGGGAACUGUCUUGAGUAAAGGCCAUUUAUUGGGGCCUGCAGGGGUUGAAGUAAGUUUGAGAAAAGCAGGAGAAGAUGAUGUCCUUCAGAGUGUCCUCACACAAGCUGGAGGCCAGUAUACUUUCCUCAAAUUGCUUCCAGGAAGUUAUGACAUCACUGCCUCCCAUGCAUCAUGGACCAUGGAGCAGAGCUCAACCACUGUGGUUGUGACAAAUGAAAAUGCCCCCGCCGCAGCUCCUCUUGUGGUAAAGGGCUAUGAUGUCUCUGGAGAGGUUCAGAGUGAUAGUGAACCCAUGAAAGGCGUCAGCUUCCUCCUUUACUCUGCCAGUGUAACACAGGAGGAUAUCAGUGGCUGCAGUGUGGCUCCUGUGGAUGGGGCUUUAAUCGGCGACCCCUCCCUUGUGUAUUUGUGCAGUUCCCAGUCUCUUGAGGAUGGCACUUUCUCGUUCCCCUGCCUUCGCAGUGGUGAAUACACUGUGGUCCCAUAUUACAGAGGAGAGAGAAUCACUUUUGACGUUGCUCCUUCUCGUAUGGAUUUCAAAGUAGAACACAGCAGUUUAAUGUUGGAGCCAAUAUUCCGGGUCAUGGGAUUCUCAGUGAUGGGCAGAGUUCUGAAUAGCCCCAAUGGAGAGGGUGUUGCAGAUGCUGUAGUAACACUUAACAACCAAAUUAAAGUGGAGACUAAAGAAGAUGGUUCAUUUCGUUUGGAGAAUAUGACCACAGGCACUUACACCAUCAACACACGCAAGGAGCUGAUGUUCUUUGAGCCAGUCACUGUGAAGAUUGCUCCCAGCACCCCUCAGCUGCCAGACAUCAUUACUGCAGGGUUUAGCGUGUGUGGUCACAUCUCAGUCACCCGUCUUCCUGAGACAGUAAAACAGCUCGGGCACUACAAAGUUACGCUCUCGGCUCAGGGACAGGAUCAGGGCUUUUUCCGCACUGUCGAAAGUGACAGUCAUGGAGCGUUCUGCUUUCAAGUUAAACCAGGAGACUACAGUGUACAGGUGACCCUCCCUGAAAGUGAUGUGAAGGCGGGGCUUACUCUUCAGCCAUACUCUCUCGAUAUCUCACUUGUGGAUCGUCCUAUCACUGACCUUCUCUUCACUCAGUUCAUAGCAUCUGUUUCUGGCUCCGUGUCCUGUCUUGUGGCAUGUGGAGAUCUGACAGUCACUCUUCAGCCUGUAAGCAGACAGGGAGAGAGGCAGAACCUCCAGUUGUCUGGUAGCAGUGAAACUCUAAGCUUUACUUUCAGUAAUGUCUUACCCGGAAAGUACAAAGUGUCUAUCACCCAAGAAGAGUGGUGCUGGAAGCAGAAGUUAGUGGAGAUCGAUGUACUUGACUCAUACGUGGAGGGAGUGGAGUUCAGACAAACCGGAUAUUUGCUGCGCUGCUCACUGUCCCAUGCCAUUACUCUGGAAUUUUUCCAAGAUGGCAGCUCACCAGAGAACGUUGGCAUUUACAAUCUGUCCAAAGGAGUCAAUCGCUUCUGUCUGUCCAAGCCGGGUCUUUAUAAAGUGACUCCACGUUCCUGUCACCAGUUUGAACAAGAUUACUACACCUACAACACGUCGGCCCCAAGCAUUUUAACCCUGACUGCUGUUAGACACCAUAUGACGGGACUCAUUACCACUGAUAAGAUGCUGGAUGUCACUGUCACCAUCAAAUCUUCCAUUGAGAGUGAGCCUGCUUUGGUUCUGGGGCCCCUGCGCUCAAAUGAGGAGCAGCGAUGGGAGCAGCAGCUUCUGGAAAUAGCUGCCCGUAAGAAGGAGAGGGAAGAAAGAGGAGCCGAGAACAGCCCCCCUGUGGAAGAGAAACCAGAUGAACUCCAUGAGCCUUUCCACUAUGAAUUCUCCUACUGGGCACGGGCUGGGGAGAAGAUCACAGUCACACCUUCAUCCAAAGAAUUUCUGUUUUACCCUCCUGAAGUAGAGGCUACAAUCACUGGAGAGAACUGCCCAGGACAAAUGGUGGAGAUCGCGGGCCGGGCAGGGCUGUUCCUCACAGGGCAGGUGUCACCUACCCUGGAGGGUGUGGAAAUCUCCAUUAAGGAGAGAGGAGCUACAACCCCUCUCAUUACAGUUCUCACGGAUGAAACCGGAACCUACAGUGUUGGACCCCUACAUAGUGACUCUCUGUAUGACAUCAGUGCCAGUAAAGAGGGCUUUGUCCUGACUCCAGUGGAGGGAAACACAGGAGACUUCAAGGCAUUUGCCCUGGCAGGCGUCACUUUUGAGAUAAAGGCAGAGGAUGGUGUUUCUCUCUCUGGGGUUCUGCUGUCUCUCAGUGGGGCCAACUUCCGCUCAAACAUGCUCUCUCAGGACACUGGCCUCCUCACCUUCAACAACCUGAGUCCUGGCCAGUACUAUUUCAAGCCCAUGAUGAAGGAGUUCCGCUUUGAGCCCUCAGCACAAAUGAUCACAGUAGAAGAAGGACAGGUUCUCCAUAUUCCUAUAACUGGCUUCAAAACAGCUUACAGCUGCUAUGGAACAGUGCAGUCAAUAGGAGGCGACGCGGAGCAGGGUGUCGCUGUGGAGGCAUUGGGGCAGGGAGAGUGCGGCGUGUACAGUGAGGACACGGUUACUGACGAAGAGGGCCGCUUUAGACUCCGAGGCUUGCGGCCGGGGUGUAACUACAACAUUCAGCUGAGAGGAGAGGGAAAUGAUCACAUUGAGAGAGCAUUACCGCCACACAAAACCAUCAAGGUGGGCGACACUGAUAUUGAAGGAAUAAACAUAAUCGCCUUCAGACAGAUCAAUCAGUUUGAUCUGAGUGGCAAUGUCAUCACUUCCUCUGAGCAUCUUCCCACUCUCUGGGUGAAGCUCUGCAAAAGUGACAACCUUGACAAUCCCAUUCAGAGUGUGUCUCUUGGCCAGUCCAUGUUCUUCCACUUUGCCCCCCUGCCACGUGAUGGAGAGAGCUAUGUGUUGAUUCUGCACACAUCACUUUCUCAAUCCCAGUAUGACUUCAAACUCCCACAAGUCUCGUUCACGUCUUCUGGUUACCACAAACAUGUAACACUAACCUUUAACCCUAACAGGAAAAUACCAGAUCAAGAUGUUGCCCAGGGAUCUUUCAUCGCCCUUCCUCUGACAUUACUGCUGUUGCUUGCUGUCUAUAAUCAUGAGCGGGUGAUCCCUCUUCUUCUGCAGCUGGUCAGUCAGAUCCAGGGUGUUCGAGGACUCGCUCAGACAAGCGGGGAUGGACUCCCUGUGGAUGAAGCCAAGCGCCAAUCAAAAAGGCCCAAGACAAGACGUACAUGAGACCUCAGUAUGUCCUAAUAUGAAGGCCAAGCCAGUCACUGCAUUCAGAUCUCACAAGCGUCCAGUGUCAGACAAGCACUUAAGACCAUGUUGGUCUGAUCAUAAAAUCUCCUAUCAUAAAAACAACCUCGCCUGGGGUCGGCAAAGUUUUUUGGACAUAUUUAUUCUUGCUCCUCUUAGAUGACCGAAGGUUCAUUUACUGUGGUGUACUGGACACCCAGAUCCUUAUAAUUUACAGUCCUUAGCAUGUCAUUGUGGCCCGGAGAUUGUGUUUAUUUAUGUCUGUGAGAGACUGCUCAGGGAGGAUGGCUGAUUACUUUAAAUGUGUGUGCUUUUUUUCUCUCUCUCUCUCUCUCUCUCUCUCUCUCUCUCUCUCCAGUAGUGUAAAGAGUAAUAUGAUUCCAAUAGUACCCUGAAUGACUAGAUUUUAUUAAAUCCCUACUCCAAUUAAAAAAAAAAAAAAGUUAUAAUCAAUUCAGUUUUUUAAAACUAAUUGAAUUUGUAGAAUUAUGUUGUAAUUUGCGAACUUAAACACCCUUACAUUUUAAAAUAUAGAGAUUAAUAAACAUUGACUCACUAAAUUCAUUCUGUAUGAUUUUAGUUUCCCUCAUUUGUUUAAAUGCCACAAAACAGAACUAAAAUUAAAUUCCUUAAAAGUAACUAACUUGCUGCUACCAUUUGAUGGGUUCAAUACAUAUUCAUUCCACUGCAUUAAUUUGAUAAUGUGAAUGGUUAUAGAGAGAACAAAUAUAAUAAAGUGUUUUUGAAAUUA